This is a messenger RNA of Aspergillus affinis, 2031 nucleotides long. It is a transcript of the gene mfs56, whose product is annotated as putative MFS multidrug transporter. Bases 1 to 2031 code for a protein of 676 amino acids. Gene Ontology annotation, biological process: basic amino acid transport; transmembrane transport. NCBI's taxonomy places the organism in Eukaryota, Fungi, Ascomycota, Eurotiomycetes, Eurotiales, Aspergillaceae. Gene Ontology annotation, cellular component: fungal-type vacuole membrane. The record is from RefSeq and is a predicted model, not a curated record. The transcript has 8 exons. Gene Ontology annotation, molecular function: basic amino acid transmembrane transporter activity.
AUGUUUGUGGCGUACAAAUAUAUCCGUCAAAAGACUAGCAAGUCCGGCGAGACGUCAUCGCAGAAGAAACCCGAGAAACCUCUCUGUUCCCACCUCGCGCGCCAAUCCCAGAUCGAACAUACCCCUACAAGAGAUACCAGCGACGAAGUACCGUUGCGAGAAUUAGGAUCUGGGUCGGCACAGGGCCGAUACGCAUCUCAUAGCUCCACGCGUGGCGAUAGAGAUAGAAAAUGCCGACAAUGCGAAGAGCAACGACGUCGCGAACGAAUCUACAGCUGGAAGUUGAUCGGUGGACUCUGUUUACCGUUUACGUUGGCGACAUUGGACUUGACGAUUGUAGCCACUGCUGUGCCGUCUAUUGCUUCGCAUUUUCAUAAAUUCGACGAACUCACCUGGGUCGUCACGGCCUUCACCCUGACCUCAACAACCUUCAUCCCUGUAUUCGGUCAACUAGCCGAUGUAUUUGGCCGUCAUGCCGUGCUGCAACUAGCGCUGUUCCUGAUGCUGAUCGGGAGCGUGCUGUGUGCUGCCGCUCAGACAUGGGGUAUGUUGCUUCUGGGACGUGCGUUGCAGGGCGCGAGCUCUGCGGGACUCAUGAAUAUUAUUAUGAUCAUCUUGGCGGAUAAAGUGUCGUUGAGAGUCACAGCGAAGAACAAUUCGUUGUUUACGAUGGUAGGGGGUGUGGGGUAUGCGAUUGGGCCGGUUAUAGGGGGGUAUUUGACAGAUGAUAAUUGGAGAUAUUGCUUUGUGAUACCGAUUCCUAUCGCAUUCAUCUCGCACAUCCUGAUAUACAUUCUACUGCGAAAGGAACUUGUCGAGGGAACGAUCUUCCGCAGAAGAUCCGGCAUAUCGGCUAUACUGCCAGGCCUGGCGACUGUGGAUAUCUUCGGAUGCAUUCUGUUCAUGUUCGGCAUUGGUCUGACCAUCCUGGCGACGGCCUGGGGAGGAGCCACGUAUGCGUGGUCAGCGCCUCAGGUUCUCGGACCUCUCGUUGUCGGAGGGAUCUGUUUUGUGCUGUUCUUCGUGUACGAAUAUUUUCUGGAAUCGGGUAGGGUGAUCGCGAGGCUGUUUCCGAAGCAGGUUCCCAUGCUGCCGUAUAGCAUGUUCACGAGGAAGGAUACUAUAUGGCUUACUGUAAUGGAGGUGUCGAUAGGUGCAUCAAUGUACUCCGUCUUCUACUUUAUCGGCAUCUACUUCACCCUCAUCGAAGCCUACCCUGCCUCAAAAGCCGGCAUAGAGCUCCUCUACUACAUCCCCGGUCUAGGAGCCGGCGUCUACCUCGCCAUGCUCCUCUGCAACGUCUUCCCCGCACAAACCUUCCACCCCCUCAACGCCGGCACCAUCCUCACGACCCUCGGCCUCGCCCUCGUCAUCUACGCCAUCCACACCCAAAACACGCCCCUCCUGAACGGCAUGAUGGUGCUUACCGGCGCAGGGACCGGACUCCGCUUCAUGCCCUCAAACCUCCACGCCGUGGGCGUCUGGCCGGAACGAAUCGCCCCCGCUCUGUCACUGAUGCGUUUUGCGAUGCCGUUUGGGGGAACGAUUAGCUUGACCAUCAUGGGGAGUGUGUUUAAUAAUAAAUUUCAAGCGGCGGUUGGAAGUCACAAUCAUAGUGGUAGCGUCGCCGAGAGCGGAAGGGGGAGCGGGAACUUGAAUAUGCAAGAUACGUCGUCUUCGUUGUCGUUUAUUGAUGGAUUGGCGUCUGAUGAGCAAGUGGUUGUGAGGAAUAUGGGCGGGGAUGCUAUCAUGUGGGCUUAUAUUGCGAUUAUGCCGAUUAUGGGAGUUAGUUUGUUAGUGGGGUUGGUAAUGGGGAAUGUUUGGAUCAAACCGGAUGAUGGUAAGUCUGAUAUAUCGAGGGAUAGGAGGGUUGAGGAGGAGCAGGUUGGUGUGGAAGUGGCUCAGGAAGAGAUGAGACAUAGUGAAGUGAUUUAUGUGCCGUUUUUGUGGGCUUUGGUUAAGGGAAAUGUCAAUUCGUAUAAGCAUGUCAGUAGGCCGGUUUCUGAGACGGAGAAGCAGGCGGGUAGGUAA